Molecule: messenger RNA, 1127 nt
Organism: Linderina pennispora
Lineage: Eukaryota; Fungi; Kickxellomycota; Kickxellomycetes; Kickxellales; Kickxellaceae
Exons: 1
Coding region: 158-817 (219 amino acids)
Source: RefSeq, a predicted model, not a curated record
UUCCAGGUCAUCUAUAAGCGUGUCGAGGAGUGGCAGGACAAGCUGCCCUGGUUCAAGGUGCUGGCCCAUGGCACAAACGAGGAGAUCGACAGCACUUUUGCGCAGGCGCCCGGCCGGCUGUUUUUAGGACUGAUGUGCGAGUAUCGCUGUGCUCUUUAUGUGCAUGAUCAAGGAUACGUGGCUGCCAUCCGCCCGCGCCAUGACCGCCAAGGAGGAAGAGACGCUGGUGUGGGCACGCUCGCAGGCCGUGAUGUCUGCACGCCUGGUGCAUCGUGUGGUGCCGCUGAUCCGGCGCACGCAGCUGCGCGUCAUCAACCCAUUCGUCUCGUGCAUCGUGUUCCAAGCCUGCAUCGUCAGCAUGUACUCGUGCGCCUGGCAGUCCGACCCCAAGCACACAAUGGAUGCCAUUGACCAUGUACAGAACGGCCUAGAGUACCUCGAGUAUGUAACCCCACGGUGGGGCUUUGCCAGCGUCAUGUCGAUGUCCCUGCGCACGCUGAUUGUCGACCGCGGAUUUAGCAGUGGCGGCGAGCAGAGAGGCAGGAGAGACAAAAGCGAGACGGACAAUCCGGCCGCUGCCAUCGCAAAGGCCGUCGAUCGCAUGCACAUGUCAGUAAGGAGAGAGAAGGAGGCGCAUCCGGAGCGUCCGUUUAUGCCGACUCCGCACUUUGACAUCUACCAUGCCAUGGGGCAGACCAAGUUGCACCAGGUGCAGGAUGCAGCAAUACCUGGCGACCCGAUUCCUGAGGACGAUGAGGCCGCGCAGUGGGAGCGGAUCCUACGCACCAGCAGCAUUCCUGAUGCAAACAACCAAUAGGUGUCUUUUUUUCGCUAGAGCCAAUCCAACAGUCAGGCAAGAGCUGAUCCUCAUCAUGGGGCUGUCGCGUAUAAGCAAGAUUUCACCUGAAAGUAAAAUCGCACAGGCACCAGCCUGUUUGACGGGAUGCGGGGCUCUCUCGAAUGCAUGUGGUGCUUGCUGGUAGAUUUAUUUUCAGCAGACUCGUCCUAUGCAUCCGAGAGACCGCUGCUUGAGCGCUAAUCCCUUUUGGAUAGAUCUUUACCUCUCUAUGUGACUUUAUAGUCCAAAAGUGUCCGACUGUCCGCUAGAACCUUGUUAAUUAGUUGAA